UAAUGCUCAUUUUUUAUAUAAACAAUCACAAAAUUACGUAUUAUUUUCGUUUGUAAAUUUUUGCAGUCUUUUCAAUACAAAAAGCUUGCGACACUAACGAAUGCAAAAAAUACAUUCACAAGAAAAGUUGAACAAAGCAUUUGUUUUGCAUACAAAACUCAUUUCAAAAUGCGACUUUUAUUUCUCCGUCGCGGCAUAGAACAGCUUUCCGGAAUUGUUGGUUCUCACCAAAAGAUAUUACCGUCAUCGAUUCGUUUACUUCAUACAAAAACAAAUUUGCAAGCUAUGGAAAAACAAUUACAAAUUGGAGCCUAUCAGAUAAACUUUGUUCAAGCUGGCAGUGGUGAUAAAGGUGUUAUUCUAUUGCCCGGAGCAUUGGGCACCGCCUGGACGGAUUUCAAACCACAAAUCGAACAAUUACCGGCGUUACUCCCGAAUUGUACGGUGAUCGCGUGGGAUCCACCUGGAUAUGGUAAGUCUCGUCCUCCAGAGAAGCAAUUCGGACUGGAUUUUUAUGAAAAAGAUGCGGAAACUGCCGUGCAGUUAAUGGAAAAAGUUGGUUUUCAAAAAUUUUCUGUCAUCGGAUGGAGCGAUGGAGGAAUAACCGGUUUGAUUAUGGCCGGGCGAAAAGCAAAGCAGGUGGAAAAGCUAGUGGUGUGGGGGGCUAACGCGUACAUCACACGGAAAGAAGCUGAUAUAUACAAAAACAUUCGCGACGUAAGCAAAUGGUCUCCUCGGAUGCGAGAACCCAUGGAAGCAGUAUACGGGAAAGAGGAUUUUCCACGAAUCUGGUCCGCGUGGGUAGACGGAAUGAUUGGAAUCUAUGAGCAACGUAAUGGAGACAUCUGUAAUGACUUGCUUGAGCAUAUAAGCGCUCCUACUUUUGUCUUACAUGGAGCGUUGGAUCCCAUGAUUGUUCCCCAGCACGUACCCCAUCUUUUGAACACAAUCACUACUACAGAAUUACACGUUUUCCCGGAUGGUAAACACAACAUCCAUUUGAAAUACGCGGAGGAAUUUAAUAAGCUUGUUAGCGAUUUUAUUAAGCUUUAAAAAAUAUGGUGGUUCGUUGGUAGCGAAUUCCACCUUUUUACUCGUGCGACAACCGAAACACUUUUGAUCGGAAAAGCAUAGAUGAUGUUAUGUGUUUUGAAUCUUUAUUUUCAGUAACGUAACUGUUUAUAUCUUUCAAGAUAA
Molecule: messenger RNA, 1197 nt
Organism: Wyeomyia smithii (pitcher-plant mosquito)
Lineage: Eukaryota; Metazoa; Arthropoda; Insecta; Diptera; Culicidae
Product: valacyclovir hydrolase
Exons: 3
Coding region: 169-1053 (294 amino acids)
Source: RefSeq, a predicted model, not a curated record